Molecule: messenger RNA, 3662 nt
Organism: Pomacea canaliculata
Lineage: Eukaryota; Metazoa; Mollusca; Gastropoda; Architaenioglossa; Ampullariidae
Product: apolipophorins-like
Exons: 20
Coding region: 804-3527 (907 amino acids)
Biological process (GO): lipid transport
Molecular function (GO): lipid carrier activity
Source: RefSeq, a predicted model, not a curated record
CCCUCGCCACCUUCUAGAGUUUUGCAUCGUCCUAGAUAGUAGCGCCAUCUAUCGUCAGGCCUGAAAGUUGUGACGUAGUAGACCAUAACAAUCCCCUCCUUCCCUCCUGGCUCCCAGUCCCCUCCAUCCCUCCUGGCUCCCUCCCUCCCUCGUCCCAGUGCGUGUAGUGGGUCUGAAGAAGCCAGCGCGCGACUUUCCAGAGCUCAGUCAAGUGGCGGAGGAAGGAGGCUGAUCACCGCUUGGACUUCGUCCCCUGCCUAUAAAAUAGUGAGUUCAACGCAUAGGUCACAGGAUUUAUCGCAGGCUUACCCUCGGGUGACAUCUCAGUGUACCCGGGUCAUGGAGGCCAGUGUAAUAUUCCUUCUCUUGGUCCUGCCAGGUGUCUUUGCAGGGUCCGUUGAUUUGCCGUCCAGCUGUGCUUCGAGAUGUCCAGAAGCCAGCAAGUUCUCGUACCAGACCGGAAGGACGUACGAGUACCGCUACGCCGCGGAGACCCGCACGACGAUGGCGGGUGCCACCGACAACGCCGCCACCAUCCACAUCGACGCCAAUGUCCUCAUCGAGGUGUUGGACAACUGCGAGAUGGCCUUGCGGCUGACUGAUGUCAAAGUUACGAGGUCUCACGAAGACGACCCCAACCGGAUGGUGGAAGCAGCCUCGUCGCCUGCUCGCCGUUCACUAGAGAAACGGCCGCUUAGAUUCGCAUUCUACGAUGGGCAGUGGGUGAGGUUUGCCCUGAUGAGCAGGAUGACGUGUGGGCCCUCAACAUCAAGAGAGGUGUGCUGACGGCAUUCCAGAACUCCAUGCAGGUGCUGGAUCGAGACGAACAAAUCGAGGAGGUUGACGUCACAGGGCGAUGUCUCACGAUGUACAAAGUGACCGAGAAGGGCUACGAGUCCUUGACCGUCACCAAGGUGAAGGACAUCCUUAGUUGUCAAGACCGACAAUCUGCAAGAACCUCCAUGCUGAGCACGCCAUUCACCUCGCCAAAUGCCAUCCAGUCGCUGCCGCUAAUGAAGACGACCUAUGAGUGUCGUCACUCCAUCUCCAAAGAAGGUCGACUGGUCAGCAGCAACUGCCAGGAGGUUCACGUCUUCAGACCUUUUUCAAAAGGCGCCAGCGGCGCUGUGACGGAGGCCAGCCAGAAGCUGACGUACCAGCGAGACACAAGUGGCGUCACUACUCGCAAAGGUCCGGUGAGCAAGAAGACAACUCUGCUGUUUGAGCACAAACACGGACAAACCGUCCCCGAGUCCAGUACUGAGGGCAUCAAGUCCAAGCUGGAGGAGAUCUGUUCGGCCACAGCAGACGACAUUAGACCGGAGGUUCCUGGUCUGUACGGAGAGCUCGUGUAUAUGAUGCGAGACCUCAGCUAUUCGGACCUCAAGGAUGUGGACAGACUGCUUCAACGAAAGAAAGUCUGCGGAGGCAGUUCUGAGAGAGCCAGAAAGUUCUUCUUAAACGCGCUGCCAGCGACGGGCACAGCAGCUUCGGUCAGCUUCAUGGCCGACAUCUUGCGGACAGAAGAGAUCAAGGAUGCGCAGGAGAAACUGUGGUUGACGUCACUGGCUUUCCUCCCUAACCCGUCUUUAGAGGUCGUGACUGCUGCUCAGGCUCUCAUCUCGGACACCAAAGUCAAGACCAAAGCGCUUCUUCCCGUCUCGGCGUUGGUCAACAAUUAUUGUGAACACAAUCCCGGCUGUCAAGAUGAACCUUCUGUGGUCCAGCUGCUGGCAUCGCUGACUGGGACAUUAGGUUUGGAGUGUCGAGUGAGCGACGACAACUUCAAAGAGGUUCUGCUGACGCUGCGAGCCCUCGGCAACAUCGGGAGAGCAGAGACGGUGGCCCUGCAUCUCCAACGUUGCUUCACCGAGAGCAGUCUGCCCAUGGACGUACGAGUAGCGGCAGUGGAUGCUUACAGAAGGUUGCCCUGCACUGCUGAUAGGAACAACGUGCUGCAGACGUUCCUCCGUGUGAAUGAAGAUGCGGAGCUUCGUAUAGCCGCCUACCUGGCCGCCAUGCAGUGUCCCACAGAAGGUGUCGUGCAGCAGGUGCGAGACGCUCUUCUGUCUGAGGAGGUGAACCAGGUGGGUUCGUUUGUGUGGACACACCUCACCAACCUGUUGGAAACCAGCAGCCCCGCGAAGCAGGCCAUCCGAGACCUUUUGGAGAACGAGAUUUUGCAGCGAGAGUUCAGCAUGGACAGGCGGAAAUACUCUCGUAACUACGAAGUCUCGUUCUUUAAUGAGAAGUUCAACCUCGGAGGCGUUUACGAGAGCAACAUCAUCUGGUCGCCCAGUUCAUUUGUUCCCCGGUCAGCCAUGAUGAACUUGACUGUUGAUCUCUUCGGACAAUCCGUGAACCUUCUGGAGGUGGGAGGGCGUGUGCAGGGUCUGCAGUACCUGCUGGAUUCCCUCCUGGGCUACAGAGGCAGGGAUUGGAGACCUGAAGGGGGGUAUGGCGUUUCCAAGGAAGUCAAUGAGGAGAAAAUGGCCACUGUGAAAUCUACGUAUGGAGGGGGCGUGAAAGAGGACUUGCGCGCGCAGCUGUACCUGCGGGUCUUCGGCAACGAGGUGGCGUACACCAUGUUGGACAGGAGCAGCAGCAGCAAUCUUGAACGGAUGCGAGGCCCGGGGGGCAACCAAUACUUCGAGGAGAUCCUGCAGCGCCUGGCCAAGAACGAACAGUUCUCCUUCUCACACAGCGCCAUGUUCCUGGACUCCACCCUGGUCAUUCCCACAACUGUGGGACUGCCCCUCAACCUCACCUUGAAUGGGUCUGCAUCGGUGGAGCUGAAAGCGUCUGGCAAGAUGGACUUUACUAAGAUUAAAGACAGGCAAAGAGCAUUCGAAAUCUCCGCUAGUCUACAACCCAGCGGGGCAGUAGAGGUUGUGGCAGCGAUGAGCGUCGAUGCCUUCCUGACGAAGGUUGGCCUUAGAAUGACGUCCCGUCUUCACACCAGCACGGCGUUCCAGGGCCGCAUGGACCUCGCCCGCGGACAGGUUUUCAGUCUGAACUUUGACUUCCCGAAGGACCAGCUAGAGAUCCUCGACUUUCAGUCCAAGUUUUUCAUGAUACAUGACUCAAGCGUGAAGGAAGAGUCGCUUCUGGCAGAGAACCCAAAGACUGCGAGCUCCUGCACUGGUGAGAGUUUCUCGGAGCUGACGGGCAUUGAAAUGUGUGCAGCGGUCUCCAUCCCCGACUGGGGACAGGUGCUAGAUGCCCCAUACUGCCCCUUCACGGGGGCCAUCUCUGCGUCUAUCACGCUGAAGAAGAACGACCUACCCUCAGGGCACAGGCUGUUGGCAAAACAAGUACAGACAAACUCAUCUUCCAUUGCCCAAGUAUUGCUGGAGACACCGAACGCGAAAAUGGACCGUGCUACGUCACUGAGCUACAGCCUCAACUUCAAGGAGAAGACGUUAGAGGCUGGACUUUUGUCACCAUGGAAAAAAGCAAAUCUGAAAUUGGCUGGAGGAAACCAAGGAGAUGAUGAAGGCGUCAGGGGAGGUCACUCUCACGGCUGACCAGAAGUAUGGCGUGGUGCUGCAUCUCAUCAAGGAGCUGCGCGAGAAGAAGAACGAGGCGAGUGCCAAGCUGUCGCCCACCUUGACUGUGACGUCACCGGAGGGCACGGUGGUCUUCUUCACGGGAAACGUGGA